This is a messenger RNA of Columba livia (rock pigeon), 2634 nucleotides long. RefSeq names its product potassium two pore domain channel subfamily K member 18 (gene KCNK18). Lineage: Eukaryota; Metazoa; Chordata; Aves; Columbiformes; Columbidae. Gene Ontology annotation, molecular function: potassium ion leak channel activity; outward rectifier potassium channel activity. The coding region runs from base 139 to 1203 and encodes 354 amino acids. The record is from RefSeq and is a predicted model, not a curated record. The transcript is spliced from 4 exons. Gene Ontology annotation, cellular component: plasma membrane. Gene Ontology annotation, biological process: stabilization of membrane potential; potassium ion transmembrane transport.
GAAAGCCUGAGGCAGAACAAUCCUUGUUUUCACAGGAGAAGCUUUUCUAGGAUGCAAAAGCUUUUACAUCCUCAUUCUUGUUUCUAAAAGCUGUGUCUUCUCCACAAAUCAAAAUAUAUAUAUAUAUAUAAUCUUAGGAUGGCAUCAACAUCACAGUCCCUGAGAGGUAACCGAAAGGUCAAUUUAAGUGAAGAAUAUAGAACAUUUCUGCAGAAUCUGUGGCACAUCUCCAGAAAUUUAUCAGAUAACAUGACAGAAAACGAGGAGAUAUUUAAGGAAAAAAUCCAUGCACUGCUCAGCACAGCUGAACGAGACUGGUUUGUCAAUCCAAAAGAUAUAUGGACUUUCUUUGGCUCUCUCUUUUUCUGCUGCACAGUAUUCACAACUGUGGGUUAUGGUAAUACAUAUCCCGUGACACGGACUGGAAAAUAUCUCUGUAUGUUGUACGCUUUAUUUGGCAUCCCUCUGAUGUUCUUGGUCCUGACAGACAUGGGAGACAUCCUUGCAACCGUCUUGUCCAAGUCUUAUAAUGAAUUCAGAAAACUACAGUCAAAAAUUCUAGCCUCUAAACUCUGUUUGGGAUCCACAUGUAACAAAGAGGAUGAAUUAAAAUCCAGAGCACAGUCUAAAAUAGUCAUCAAUGAGCCCUUGACUAUUAUGGAAGUGCUGAAAAACCAGACAGGUAUUAAAAGCAAGCCAAUCAAAUAUCGCAAUGCUGAAAUCUUUGAAAUGUUAAUUGCCAGAGAAAAUGAGCAUACAAAACCAGCAAGAAAUAGAAGCAUUGAGAGGUGGAGCUCAUGUCCAGAAUUAGCCAGGGGAAAAACAAUGUCCAGAGUAAUUGAGAAUUUUGACAAAAUAGGGAAAGAGUUGGAAAAGUUAGAUGUUCCCAUUAUAUUAAUGGUGCUAGUUAUCUUUGUGUACAUCUCCUGUGCAGCUGCUAUUCUUCCAAACUGGGAAACCAGGUUGGAUUUUCAAGAAGCCUUUUAUUUCUGCUUUAUCACCUUGACAACUAUUGGAUUUGGAGAUACACAACUGGAACAUCCCAAGUUUUUCUUGUUUUUUUCCCUCUAUAUUAUUAUAGGCAUGGAAAUUGUCUUCAUUGCUUUUAAGCUGGGCCAAGACCGUUUAAUUGGUUUGUAUAAAAAGUUGAUUUCAUUUUGUGGAGAGAAAAAGAUGCCAUCAAAGAAGGUAUAUCCAAAAUAAGAGCAGUCAUUUUGCCUUCUCUUGCAAGCAUUGGCCACUGCAAUGAGAUGAAACUGUUCUUGUGCAUUUCCUCUCCCUGCCCUGAUCUGGCAGGAGGUGUAUUUUAUUCUGAAUUCCUGUAUCUGCUGUAAAAUGGUUGAACACCUCAGGAGACAUCUGGUGUAGGCAUCUCCAGGGAAUACUUUCCAACAGGGUCCCAUCUCCUAAAUAAUAAAAGAUGGCACAUGAUGAACAAGCAGAGGACUCCCCCUGCCAGUGCUCCAUAGGCAUCUUCUGCAAAGCUCUGACUUCCAGCGGCCUUUCUGUCCUCUCUCCCACAGCAAGCUGAUAUCGGAUCUCUUUUCAGCACUUGUCCAAGCAAAGCCCAGAUCACUGUUUCGUCCUGCCCACCUGGCCAGCAGCCAGGGACAGCUUGGUUGUGGUACUGACUUGGGGCAGCAUGCUACUGUAAUGGGAUUCAACAUCAGAGAGAGCUGGGUAGAAGAAGUAUGAACCCAGCUGCUCUUCCAGCAUGGCUAUGUGUAUUGCAAAUGUUACACUUUUGUGCAAGCCAGAGGCAUUUUAAAAUUAGAGAAUGGACACUGAUUUUUCACCUACUUCUCUGUCACCUGUCCAGAAAACAGGCAGAAAAUUGUUCCUCUGUUUAGGACUGAAACGGCUCCUUUUCCAUCAUCAUUUACAUAUUUACUCAUCAUUUACUCAUCCCAAAGUUGAUACAUGUUGCAUGGUGUCUAGCUAUAAAAGUGAGAAGGCCACCUGGAGAAGGCACAUGGCAUACCUGAAGAUAACUUCAGCCAUGGAAUGAAGCUCCAUCUCCUUGCUGCUGAAGAAGCAGGAUGCUCUGGGGGCACUGAUCCCAGAAAUGCUCACUCCUAGUCUAGGUUUUACUCUGCACAGGCUGCUUGACUUCUGGCAGUUCCUUGACUCACUCAUGGAAAGAAAAGCCUAACUGUUUCACUGGGACGUGGUGAGGAUGCUCUAGUUAUAUACUUGUGGAGCACAUUAAUAUGUGACUGAUGUUAUAUUAUUCACAAUCCUAAUCUAGCUAUCAAUGAUAGUUUAAUUUUUCUGUCAAAAAAAUACACACUUUAUAAAAGAAACCACUAACCUGAAUUAACUGCCUCUUAACUUGUCAAUUAUAUGCAUGUCCACUGAAUGUAUGAACGAAGGACAUCUGUAGAUAUUAAAGCAUGCUUGAUUAUGACAGAAUGUACAUUAUUCUCCAUAGCAAAUUUGCCAAUUGAAGCUGAGAUAUUCAGAAUAUUUACUUCCUGCCUCUGUUAUUCUCCAUGUGCAUGGUAAUGUGUAUUCAGUCCUUAUUAAUAAUUAGUUGUGAUUAAGCACUGAUGAUAUGCAAAACAUGUAAUGAAUGAUGGUAUAUAAAAAGUGUUUUAUGAAAAUAACAAUAAAUAAUACAGCAGCUGGAAGAAA